AUGCGGCAUUCCAGGCGAACUAAUUAUCCUGACUGGGAUAAAAAGGAAAGUCCGGAUCGCAGAAGAUGUGACAGUGCUAAUAAGAGAAAGAGGAGAUCAUUAAGUGGUGCACAGGAGAACAAGCACUGCAAACAUGAUCUUUCUAAACUUCCUGACAGUUCCUGUUCAGAAACCAAAUCUGUUAAUGAAAGAGACCAUCAUGAACGACGCUAUGUUGAAGAAUACAGAAAUGAGUACAAUCAAGGAUGUGAUACUGGGCAUCACAGUAGCAAAUCAUCAGGUCAUAGUGGGACAAGUAGUUACAAAAGGAAAUACAACACACAUCAUACUACGUGUCGUCAUCAUCAUUCACAGAAGAGUCAUCGAAGGAAAAGAUCCAGGAGUGUAGAGGAUGAUGAGGAGGGUCACCUGAUCUGUCAGAGUGGAGACGUACUAAGUGCAAGAUAUGAGAUUGUUGCCACUUUAGGUGAAGGUGCUUUUGGAAAAGUAGUGGAAUGCAUCGAUCAUGAAGCGGAAGACAGACAUGUAGCCGUGAAAAUAGUGAAAAAUGUUGAUAGGUACUCUGAAGCAGCUCGUGCAGAAGUACAAGUACUGGAACAUUUAAAUGCAGCGGAUCCUAGCAAUACAUAUCGCUGUGUUCAGAUGUUAGAAUGGUUUGAGUACCACGGACAUGUCUGCAUUGUUUUUGAGCUGCUGGGGCUCAGCACCUACGACUUUAUUAAAGAGAAUGGUUUUCUGCCGUUCAGGCUGGACCACAUUAGACAGAUGGCAUAUCAGAUCUGCAAAUCUGUGAACUUUUUGCAUUUGAACAAGUUGACACAUACGGAUUUGAAACCAGAAAAUAUUUUAUUUGUGACGUCUGACUAUGUAGAAGAGUAUAACCCCAAACUCAAAUGCGAUGAACGCACGUUAAAAAAUCCAGAUAUCAAAGUUGUGGACUUCGGGAGCGCAACGUAUGAUGACGAGUAUCAUAGCACUUUGGUGUCUACAAGACAUUACAGAGCUCCUGAAGUUAUCCUAGCACUGGGAUGGUCACAACCAUGUGAUGUUUGGAGCAUCGGAUGUAUUCUCAUAGAAUACUACCUUGGAUUCACAGUAUUUCCGACCCGUGACAGCAAAGAACACCUUGCAAUGAUGGAACGAGUACUGGGGCCUUUACCAAAUGACAUGAUCAGAAAAACCAGGAAACGCAAAUAUUUCCAUCAUGACCAGCUGGACUGGGAUGAACACAGUUCUGCUGGAAGAUACGUCUCAAGGCGCUGUAAGCCCCUGAAGGAAUUCAUGACCUGCCAUGAUUCUGACCACGAGAAUCUCUUUGACCUCAUUCAAAAGAUGCUGGAGUAUGACCCAGCCAAGCGCAUUACUCUUCAAGAAGCCCUGAAACAUCCUUUCUUCUUCCCAUUGAAACGGGGAAAAAAGGGCACUGUCUCCUGUACAGAUGUCAGUCCACCAAAGAAACGUAAAAUAUGUUAA
Molecule: messenger RNA, 1473 nt
Organism: Opisthocomus hoazin
Lineage: Eukaryota; Metazoa; Chordata; Aves; Opisthocomiformes; Opisthocomidae
Source: RefSeq, a predicted model, not a curated record